ACCAUUGAAAUCACCAAGCAGAGCAAAGAGCUCCAUUUAGCAAACGAGAAAGAGAUCGGGAAGGAAGGGAGAGCAAGCAAUGGCCGUUUCCUCAUCUCUUCUCUGUCUCCUCUUCGCGGCGCUGACGGCGACGCUGGUGGGAGCCCAGGCCGUCACAAGGAAAUACCAAUUCGAUGUGCAAAUGACGAGCGUGACGAGGCUGUGCAGCACGAAGAGCAUCGUGACGGUGAACGGGCAGUACCCGGGGCCCACGCUGUUCGCGAGGGAGGGCGACCACGUGGAGGUCAACGUGGUCAACAACUCCCCCUACAACAUGACCAUCCACUGGCAUGGCGUGCGUCAGCUCCGUAGCGGGUGGUACGACGGGCCGGCCUACAUCACGCAGUGCCCGAUCCAGCCCGGGCAGAGCUACGUGUAUCGGUUCACCAUCACCGGGCAGCGGGGCACGCUGUGGUGGCACGCGCACGUGUCGUGGCUCCGCGCCACCGUGCAUGGGCCCAUCGUCAUCCUCCCGCCCCUCGGCGUCCCCUACCCGUUCUCCCCCGUGCCGUACAAGGAGGUGCCUCUCAUGUUCGGCGAGUGGUGGAAGAAUGACACGGAGGCAGUGAUCGCCCAAGCGCUCCAGACUGGCGGGGGACCUAACAUCUCCGACGCCUUCACAAUGAACGGCCUUCCUGGCCCGCUCUACAAUGUCUGCUCCUCAGCGAAAGGCGAAACUUUCAAGCUCAAGGUGGAGCCUGGGAAGACGUACAUGCUCCGGCUCAUCAACGCUGCGCUCAACGACGAGCUCUUCUUCGCCGUGGCCAACCACACGCUCACCGUUGUCGACGUUGACGCGCUCUACGUCAAGCCCUUCGCUGUCGAGAGCCUCGUCAUUGCGCCGGGCCAGACCAGCAACGUCCUCCUCACCGCUAAUAAUAACCCCAACGCCAGGUACUACAUGCUAGCCCGGCCUUACACCAAUACCCAGGGCACCUUCGACAACACCACCGUCGCCGGCAUCCUCGAGUACGAAGACACGAGCAACGGCAAGGCUCCUAGUACUAGCAGCCUCCCCAUCUUGAGGCCGACCUUGCCGGAGAUCAACGACACGAGCGUCGUCUCCAACUACACUGCAAAGCUACGCAGCCUGGCUAGCGCCGAGUACCCGGCAUCCGUGCCACAACAAGUGGACCGGGAAUUCUUCUUCACCGUCGGGCUCGGUACCCACCCAUGCCAGAGCCUGAUCAACGGCACGUGCCAGGGCCCGAACAACACCCGGUUCGCGGCGUCCAUCAACAACAUCUCCUUCGUGCUGCCCACGACAGCCCUGCUACAGUCGCACUACACGGGCAUGUCCAACGGCGUGUACGCGUCCAACUUCCCAUUCUACCCGCUGCGGCCGUGGAACUACACUGGCACUCCGCCGAACAACACGAACGUGAUGAACGGGACGAAGGCGUUGGUGCUACCGUUUGGUGUCGCCGUGGAGCUGGUGAUGCAGGACACGAGCAUCCUUGGUGCCGAGAGCCACCCGCUGCACCUGCAUGGGUUCAACUUUUUCGUCGUCGGCCAAGGGUUUGGAAACUACAACCCAUCCAGCGACCCGGCCAAGUUUAACCUCGUCGACCCCGUCGAGCGCAACACCGUUGGUGUCCCCGCCGGCGGGUGGGUCGCCAUCCGCUUCCGCGCUGACAACCCAGGUGUGUGGUUCAUGCAUUGCCACUUGGAGGUGCACAUGAGCUGGGGACUGAAGAUGGCGUGGGUGGUGCUGGACGGCGCCCGUCCGGACCAGAAGCUCCCGCCUCCGCCGGCGGAUCUCCCCAAAUGCUAGACAUGAAACUCAACACCGGCCGGCCAGCUGGUGGUUGUCAAGAUCAAGAUUAUCGCCUUACUGGUUCCUUGAUUACUUCGGCUUCAAAAUCUGCAUCCGUAACCUUUUGCUGCUUAAUUUGAUCGUUCGUUUGCCCAUGUGUCUUUUUUUCUUCUCCUUACUAAUUGAUUACUAAGGCGAUUGGCCGUGUUAAGCUAUCCAGCUUAGCUAGCUAGCUGUGUUUGGUGUGGCAGUUUAUUUCCUCGACGUUGUGAGGAAUUUUCUUAAAUUUGCGGGGCUGGCUUCUUGUAACUGAAAGCUCGUGUCUCUGUGUCACUGUGUGCCUUUUUUUUACUAUCUUGUACUAUGCGUCCGCAACGUAUUGCGUAACAAUUAAUAAAGCGUAGGUGGGAUUGCUUUCUGUCUGAAAAA
Molecule: messenger RNA, 2224 nt
Organism: Brachypodium distachyon (stiff brome)
Lineage: Eukaryota; Viridiplantae; Streptophyta; Magnoliopsida; Poales; Poaceae
Product: laccase-13
Exons: 3
Coding region: 80-1813 (577 amino acids)
Biological process (GO): lignin catabolic process
Cellular component (GO): apoplast
Molecular function (GO): copper ion binding; hydroquinone:oxygen oxidoreductase activity
Source: RefSeq, a predicted model, not a curated record